AUGAAGCUUAAUAAUAGCAAUAGUAAUAAUAGCAAUAGUAAUAGCAAUAGCAAUAGUAAUAAUAGCAAUAGCAAUAAUAAUAAUAAUAAUAAUAGUAAUAAUAGCAAUAAUAAUAAUAAUAGUAAUAAUAGCAAUAAUAAUAAUAAUAAUAGUAAUAGCAAUAAUAAUAAUAAUAAUAAUAAUAAUAGCAAUAAUAAUAAUAAUAAUAAUAGCAAUAAUAAUAAUAAUAAUAAUAAUAAUAGCAAUAAUAAUAAUAAUAAUAAUAAUAAUAGCAAUAAUAAUAAUAAUAAUAAUAAUAAUAGCAAUAAUAAUAAUAAUAGCAAUAAUAAUAAUAAUAAUAAUAGCAAUAAUAAUAAUAAUAAUAAUAGCAAUAAUAAUAAUAAUAAUAAUAGCAAUAAUAAUAAUAAUAAUAAUAGCAAUAAUAAUAAUAAUAAUAGCAAUAAUAAUAAUAAUAAUAGCAAUAAUAAUAAUAAUAAUAGCAAUAAUAAUAAUAAUAAUAAUAAUAGCAAUAAUAAUAAUAAUAAUAAUAGCAAUAAUAAUAAUAAUAAUAAUAGCAAUAAUAAUAAUAAUAAUAAUAGCAAUAAUAAUAAUAAUAAUAAUAAUGAGUCUGCUCAUGAAUUCAAAGUGAAACAGCAGAACACAUUUUUAGCAACUGCAAAUAGCUAA
This is a messenger RNA of Schistocerca serialis cubense, 666 nucleotides long. RefSeq lists its product as uncharacterized. Lineage: Eukaryota; Metazoa; Arthropoda; Insecta; Orthoptera; Acrididae. Bases 1 to 666 code for a protein of 221 amino acids. The record is from RefSeq and is a predicted model, not a curated record. The transcript is spliced from 2 exons.